This is a messenger RNA of Pteronotus mesoamericanus, 1017 nucleotides long. RefSeq names its product aldo-keto reductase family 1 member B1-like. The record is from RefSeq and is a predicted model, not a curated record. Gene Ontology annotation, molecular function: aldose reductase (NADPH) activity. The transcript has a single exon. Gene Ontology annotation, cellular component: cytosol. Bases 123 to 989 code for a protein of 288 amino acids. NCBI's taxonomy places the organism in Eukaryota, Metazoa, Chordata, Mammalia, Chiroptera, Mormoopidae.
UAAGAUCUUUGGGUCUGGGUUUGUGGAGCACAGCAGUCAUGGCUAGCCACGUCGUGCUCUCCAACGGCGCUAAGAUGCCCCUCCUGGGCCUGGGCACCUGAAAGACCCCUCCAGGCAAAGUGAUGGAGGCUGUGAAGUUGGCGAUCGACCUCGGGUACCGCCACAUUGACUGUGCCCACAUGUACCAGAACGAGAACGAGGUGGGCAUGGCCAUCCAGGAGAAGAUCAAGGAGCAGGUGGUGAAGCGUGAGGACCUCUUCAUCAUCAGCAAGCUGUGGUUCACGUACCACGAGAAAAACCUGGUGAAAGGAGCCUGCCAGAGGACGCUCAGCGACCUGAAGCUGGACUAUCUGGACCUCUACCUUAUUCAUUGGCCCAUCAGUUUCAAGUCUGGGGACCAUUUUUUCCCGUUGGAUGCGAAAGGCAACGUGAUUUCCUCUGACACUGACUUUCUGGACACGUGGGAGGUCAUGGAAGAGCUGGUGGAUGAAGGGCUGGUGAAAAAUAUCGGAAUUUCCAACUUCAACCACCUCCAAAUUGAGAGGCUCUUAAACAAACCUGGCUUAAAAUAUAAGCCGGCGGUUAACCAGAUUGAGUGCCACCCGUACCUCACUCAGGAGAAGUUAAUCCAGUAUUGCCAGUCCAAAGGCAUUGCGGUGACCGCCUACAGUCCCCUCGGCUCUCCUGACAGGCCCUGGGCCAAGCCUGAGGACCCUUCCCUACUGGAGGAUCCCAGGAUCAAAGCCAUAGCUGAUAAGUACAAUAAAACCACAGCCCAGGUUCUGAUCCGGUUCCCCAUGCAGAGGAAUUUGGUCGUGAUCCCCAAGUCUGUGACUCCGGAACGCAUCGCCGAGAACUUCCAGGUCUUCGACUUUGAACUGAGCACUGAGGAUAUGACCACGUUACUCGGCUACAACAGGAACUGGAGGGUCUGUUCCUUGGUGAGCUGUGUCUACCACAAGAAUUAUCCCUUCCAUGAAGAGUUUUGAAGCUGUGGGUGCCUGCCCUUCCCCAACG